AUGAGCUGCUUAAAUAUCGAGGGUUUGAGCCAGAGCCACAUUCGCAAACCUCUCGAUACAAGCAGCAGCAACAGAAGCAGCAGCAGCAACAGAAGCAGCAUCAUGGUGCAAUACUCAGACAUGGAUCUCCAGGAUUCCAUCAAGGAACAGCUCUUUCGGUGCAAGCUCGAUACAUUGGAGAAGAAAUGCAGCGGUAAACUAGACCGACUGAGGGCUCUGCUGGAACAACACGCUCGAGGCGGGAUCUCUCUCUCAGAGCUGAUGGACAAGACACUGUCUUUACUCACACUGAAGAAAACCCUGUUGAUGCACAACGGCUACAGCAAAUAUUCACGGGACAUUUUACAGCUCUUUCCUGACGCAGAGGAGGACGUCUGCCCUCUGCUUCUAUAG
Molecule: messenger RNA, 393 nt
Organism: Knipowitschia caucasica
Lineage: Eukaryota; Metazoa; Chordata; Actinopteri; Gobiiformes; Gobiidae
Source: the annotation of a GenBank genome assembly